This is a messenger RNA of Momordica charantia (bitter melon), 1891 nucleotides long. RefSeq lists its product as uncharacterized. The record is from RefSeq and is a predicted model, not a curated record. Lineage: Eukaryota; Viridiplantae; Streptophyta; Magnoliopsida; Cucurbitales; Cucurbitaceae.
ACAUAAUUCCUUAAGUUUUUUUUUAUUUAUAAUUUAGUUUCAAAAAUUAUCCCAAACUUGCCGUUGCACGCCUUCCAAGCUCAAAACCCAGUUCCCUUCCCUCCCACUUCCAUCCCCUCUCGAGUUCUGCAGCGCUUCCGAUUUUCCGGACAAUCAUUUUUGACUUCGCAGCCUAAACCCAACAAACAAACAAACAAGCAAACCCAUUUUCAUUUUGCCUUCUUUUUCCCAUUUUCAUCCCCUUUUUUCUUUCUUCUCUUGCCUUUUGGCCUUGGAAUUGCUAUUCGGUACUGUACUUUCCUCCUCUUUCCUUCUUUUUCGUGCGUUAUAUUCUCCUAGAACUGCGUUUCUGACUGUAGACUCGAACUCGGUUGGAUUGUGUAGCUCUGUUUCCAAUUUCCAUGGCUUCCCCAGUUAAUAACUUGGGUGUUUCAGAGCACGAGAAACAGGAAUGUGUUGUGUCCAAUGGGAAGGAAGGUGAGGGAGUUGUUGGUGUUCUUGAGGUGUUGGUUCACCAAGCAAGAGACAUUCAUAACAUCUGCAUAUACCACAAACAAGAUGUGUAUGCGAGGCUUUCCUUUACAAGUGAUCCUUCAAAUUCUGUGUCCACCAAAACCAUCAAUGGUGGUGGGAGAAAUCCAGUCUUCAAUGAGAAUGUUCGGCUUAGCGUUCGGUCGAACGAUACGUCGCUCAAAUGCGAGAUAUGGAUGCUGAGCAGGGUCAAGAACUAUCUUGAAGAUCAGUUGCUUGGUUUUGCUUUGAUCCCUCUGGCAGAAGUUGUUGCUGCUGUAAAUGGCAAGUUAGAGAAAGAAUUCUCGCUUUCGUCCAGCGAUUUGUUCCAUUCUCCUGCCGGGUUCGUGCAGCUAUCGCUUUCGUAUAAUGGAGCUUCUCCAGAAGUCAUGGAGAUCCCGGCGCUUGAAACAAUCGCAACCGUGCAGGAUUCGGAUGUAAACAAGCUGUCACAUCCAAGUGAUUUGGACAUGAUCGAGUUCCCAGACCCAAAGAUUGUGAAUGAAGACCAGAUGAUGGUCUCCGAGUAUAUUGGUAUCCCGUGUUCGGAUCUGGAUUCCGAAAGAUCUGAGAGCUUGGCCAUUUCUGAUGGCGAGAAUCAUCAUCUUAGUCCAGGAAUAGGUGGUAUUCCUGUUGUCGAAAAGUUUUCAAUGCCGAACGAGAAGUCGAACCAAGCUUCUAAGAUCGACUCUCCACCUAGCAGUGUGCCAACGGAUGCGGUUUCGUCUUUGCCCGCAAGCUCGGAGUCAUCAGAAGCUGCAGCCAGUUCUAAAGCUACAACUCAAGAUGAAUAUGUUUCAGCAGCAAAUGCCAGUAGUGAGAAGGAACAAAAUACUGAAAAUGGUGAGAUUAAUGAUUCUUGCAGUGAGGCAGCAGGUGAGACAAUUACAAAUCCAAUAGUUUCUGUGAACAUUGAGCCAGAUGACAAGGUAGUGCAGCAAGACAUUGUGGACAUGUACAUGAAAAGUAUGCAACAAUUCACUGAAUCUUUGGCAAAGAUGAAGCUUCCUUUGGAUAUUGACAGUGGCCCUCCCAGUUCGGGUAGUUCGACUUCGGAUCCGAACCUACAAUCGCCCAAAAACAGUGGUCCGCGUGUCUUUUACGGGAGCAGGGCGUUCUUCUGAUCCAGUUCUCAUCCCCGCUGGUGAAAGAUCAGGUGACAUUAGAUUUUAGAAUCAUUACUAAGAUUAGGAUGAUGGUUUUGUAGUAUGGUCUUUUUAUUUUUUUUAAUGUUCUUCCAUUAUGCUUCUUCAGAUGUUUUAGAUGACAUAAAUUUACAAACUUUGUCACUUAAUUAGCUUUGUUCCUUCAAUGUUGCUGAUUGGUGUGGUGUUGGUCUGAUUUGAACUUUUGAUAAUUGAACCUUCUAUUGCCAAUGAAA